AUGAAAGCUUGUGAUAAAAAGAAGGAAGAGAAGACUAAGAAGAAAAGCAGGAAGAAGACCAAGUUCGAAGAGUUCAUGGAUAUGGAGAUGAACAUGGUGGGUUCCUCUGAUCAAUUUGACUUGGAAGCGGAGAAGAAACUUGCUAAGAAGCUCAAGGUAAAGCGUGGCAAACUGGGGGGCUUUGACGACGGCCUUGACAUGUUGUUGGAGGGGAUUCCUUCAGCUCUUGAUGAAGACGUGGGUUUUGGAGAGAAGAGCAGAUUUGAAGAAGAUCGUAAGAAUGUCUCAUCUACUAAAAAGCGGAAGAGGAUGAAACCUUCCAGUCCUGCGGAAAAUGACCAGAUUGAAACGAGAGAGUUUGGUGCUCCAGACGGAGUCUCCACACAGCAGCCAAUUAUUCAUGAAGAACCGAUGGCUAAGAGAACUGCAGGUGAUGGAACUACAAAGUACGUUGCUCCUCACUUGAGAUCCUCCCCUGGUAAUGAGUCGGAGGAGAUUUCCCAGAUGCGACGCAGAGUGAGAGGUAUGGUACUUAUUCAUCUGUUAUGAUUUUUAUAUUAUCUUUGGAUUCCUCUUUGAAUUGGUGAACCUUGUUGUUUCUGUGGUUAGGGCUUCUUAACAGGCUUUCUGAAUCGAAUAUCGAGUCUAUCACUCACGAAAUUGCAGGCAUGUAUCAGGUAAUGCCCUCGACUGUAAUUAUUUUUCAUUGUCAGCACCGUUUUGACUCUGGCUUCUAUGAUGAGAUCAUAUGCUUGCUACGUUAUCUUUUCCUACUUUACUUCCAUGCAGCAUAGAGGACUUGACGCAUUGUAAUCACUUGCCUGGUUUAUUAAUGAUUACUCUUGUCCGGUUUUACAUUUUUAUUUGGCAGUCCAUGGGCCGCAGUAUCAGCUGCCAGGUGAUUAGUGAGGAGGUGCUGUCAUCUUGCUCCGGAGGACUUCGAGGAAAUGAACAGUUAAGGGCAGACUAUCUCUUCAACCCCCCCGGGGCACAUGUUUGCAUUAAGUAGGCGAACAGAGUCACUUCUUGCUAAAUCAGUCCAAAGAGGGAAUCGGUUUCUUCCUGAAAACAUGAUAGAAUGGCAAGAACAUCACAGUGAUGAAUUUUGAAACUUUUUUAUGCCCCAAUAUUUUUGUUCCGAAGCCCAUCCAACAUUACCUGACCAGGAUAUCUUGACAUUUUUUUCUCUUUUUCCUAGCAUUUCAUUGAUAACUAAAUAAUUGAAGGUAUAUAUGCCACUAAUGCAAGGUCAACAAUGUAUUAAGUCAAAAUCCCUAUCUUAUGUUCUUAGACUCCUGCUGUGUUUUCCUGUACUGGUGUGUCUUGAGUCAUUGUGGGGCCCCUAUCUGACUUGCCUUUUGACAGUUCUGGUCCUGGCCUGCUUAUUCUGUUAUGAAUGCCCGAAAAAUAGUCUGGUCUGAGGACUGGACCCCACUUUGGAUACUCUGACCAGUCUCUUCCCUCCUGUGCAGGUACGCUGCCGUCUUUGCAGCAUUUGUUGCAGGCAUGGCUUGUUCAGUAGGAGUUGACUUUGGUGGCAAGCUGAUCGCUUCUCUUGCUAGAUCCUUUGAGGUGCCCAUCUCCCUGUCUUUUUCCAUGGGGGUUGACCUUGGCUGUCCCUCUUCAGGGUUUGGAGUAUCAUCUGGGUUUUGUUUACAGGAGGAAUACCAGAAGGAGGACGGCCUUUCUCUGAGAAACCUGACACUGCUGCUCUCUUACUUGUACAUCUUUGGAGCCUGCGGCAGGUUUGCCCCUCCUCCCGAUCUCCCAGUUUUCCAAUAAUAAAUGAGACUCUAAAUGCCGCAGCUUUUUUGGCUCUGCAGUGACCUGAUUUACGAUUUUCUGUUGGUUCUGACCAAGCGGCUGACCGAGCUAGAUGUGUCCACCAUCUUGACAGUCCUUCAAUGUGAGUCCCUCUGAAUCCUGUCUAAUGACAUCAAGUUGAUGAUUCCUAUUCGUAGCAGUGGGAAAAUGUAUCUCUAGACCAGCUCAGACCAUACUGCUUGGAGCUUAGUUGAAGGUCGGGUUGGAUGAGUAAAGAAUUAUUUUGGAUCGGACUCUGUCGAUUUAAAUCCGUACUGUUUGGAAUUUGUUUGACUCGGGUCAGAUGGGUCAACACUUUAGUCAGAAGAACUGGACUGGCGGGUUGGAUCAUACUCUGCCGAUGGUCAACCUGCUGAUUGGGAUUGGCCGAGUCAAAUGUCCACUGGUCAACCUGCUGUUUGACUAUGGUGAGAUGGAAAAUUGGAGACCCAGAUUGGGUGUUCCACUGGUCAAGACCGGAAUCUGUUGACUUCUCCUGCGAUUUAAAUACUGGCACUCCCCUUUCAUGCUCUUUCAAAACUUAUGUCAACGUUGACUGAUGAGAAGCUCUGCUCUUAUGGGUGUACGAAUUAGGUUGCGGGAUGAAGCUGAGGGCCGGUGAUCCCAGCGCGAUGAUGCAGUUCAUCGUUGGGAUUCAGAGCAGGGUGAACGAGUUGGAUGCCGCCGCAGCCUCUGGGAAAGGCAAGAGGGUGCGUUUUUUCAUGCUCAUGUAGGUUUUUCAUGUAGGUUCUUUGGUGUGAAUUAUUUUUCUCAUGUAUGUAUUUUUACAGAUUUUACGUAUAUGUAAAAUAUAAGAAAAGGCUAUUACGCCUUAGUAUGCCCAUGUUCUUCAGGUUUGUGUAAGUUUUUGGUGGGAAUUAUUAUUUUCGAGUGUGUAAAUGUGUGAGAGCCAUCUGUGCAGAUGGAGUUCAUGCUGGAGACCAUAUGUGACAUCAAGAACAACAAGAAGAAGGCCAGAGAGGACCCCGCCCAUCACAUUCGGAUCAAGAAAUGGUUGCAGAAGGUCUCUCUCUCUCUCUCUCUCUCUCUCUCUCUCCCUCCCCCCACUCUACUCCUCUUUCUUCUCUACUAUACUCUCUCCACUCGUCUCUUAUCUCUCUCUACACUACUCUACUCUCUCUCUCUCUCUCCCUACUCUACUCUACUCUACUCUCUCUAAGCUCUCUUCCUACACUAUGCUCCCUCUCUAAGUUAUCUCUCUCUCUCUCUGAGAGCUUUCUCAAUGUAUGUUUUGACAUGCAGCUGAGAGCGGAUGAUGUGCUGCUGAGGAAUCUCACUUGGGGCAAGCUGCUGGACCCGGAGAAGAAGGGGCAGUGGUGGCUGGCCGGAGAGUCGACCUCAACGGCGGCCGAUGACAUCAGGGAGGUGGCCACCGCCACCGACCAGCAGGCCCCUGAGGCCCAGCGGCUCGUCCAGCUGGCGGCCGCCCAGCGGAUGAACACCGACGUCAGGAGGGCCAUCUUCUGCAUCAUCAUGAGCGGGGAGGAUUACAUCGACGCCUUCGAGAAGAUUCUCCGCCUUGAUCUCUCUGGCAAGCAGGUCCAUCCCUCCUCUCUCUCUCUCUCUCUCUCUCUCUCUCUCUAACGCACAUACGGGCGGUCUCAUGAUCAGCGGAUCAGGAUCGAGAUGGGCAUCAGAUGAUCGUCUGAUUCCUGAUUCUCAGCUGGUGGCUUUCUCCAAUUGGCUAGGUGGCCAGAUUGAGCUGAUUCUGUCGGCCGGGGGUUCUUGCUAUUUCCGUCAGGGACUUCGGACAGGAUCUAGAGGCCGUUGAUCUUAUUUUAUUUUUUGCUAUCGAUGGAAAGACGGCUGGUUGACCGAAUGGACAUGCAUGCAUGCAGGACAGGGAGAUCAUGAGGGUCCUGGUGGAAUGCUGCCUUCAGGAGAAGGUCUUCAACCGCUACUACGCCGUCCUCGCCACCAAAUUCUGCGCCCACGACAAGAACCACAAGUUCACUCUCCAGGUAUCCCGGAGAGCGUUGACUUUUGGACAGGGUUGGAAAGGGAGAGCAAAAACUGACACAUGUUGGAUGGAUGGUCUCUGCGUCACCAGUACUGCCUGUGGGACCACUACAAGGAGCUGGAGGGGAUGGAGCUGGGGCGGUCCCUGAACCUGGCGAGGUUCACGGCGGAGAUGCUGACGUCAUUCGCGCUGCCGCUGGCGGCACUGAAGGCCGUUGACUUAGGGGGGGCGAUGGCGGCGCGGAAGGUGAUGCAUUUUCGGAUGAUGUUCGAGGCGCUGCUGGCGGCCGCCGACGCCGUCGUGUGGACCGUCUUCACGAGGGUCGCCGGGCCGCCGGAGCUGGAGGCACUCCGCGGGGGCCUUGAAUUCUUCAUAAGCCGCCACGUGGUCGGCGACGCCGCCUCGCGGGCGAGGUUCGACCUCGCCCGGAAGGCUCUCCGGAACGUCGCCGGCGUCCUCAUGUGA
Spirodela intermedia is the source of this 4249-nucleotide messenger RNA. Lineage: Eukaryota; Viridiplantae; Streptophyta; Magnoliopsida; Alismatales; Araceae. The record is from the annotation of a GenBank genome assembly.